Messenger RNA from Oppia nitens, 567 nucleotides. Its product is annotated as probable serine/threonine-protein kinase clkA. The record is from RefSeq and is a predicted model, not a curated record. NCBI's taxonomy places the organism in Eukaryota, Metazoa, Arthropoda, Arachnida, Sarcoptiformes, Oppiidae. The coding region runs from base 1 to 567 and encodes 188 amino acids. The transcript has a single exon.
AUGGUAUUCAUUGUAAUCUAUGGCUAUUUUGGUAGUCUAUUAAGUAAUCUAUUAAUUCACGACAACAAUAAUAACAACAACAAUAUCAACGCCAACAAUGACAGCCAAAACAAUACAUCUCUACUAAUGGUAACACAAUUAGCAGACACUGACAACAAUAAUAUGGUUUAUAAUAAUAAUAUCAAUGAGACAGUUGACAUUGAUUAUAGAGCAUCGGUAGCUAAAAUUAAAAACAAGGACGACAACGAUGAAAACAAGAGUCAAUUUGUUAAAAACAUUACAUCCACUGAACUGAUAAUUAUUUUAUGGCUUACAAUAACAUACGGGUCGUGUCUGAUGUUGUUUCUGAGAUUCAGAGUACUGAAACUGGAACGGGAGCUCUCGGGCGAUGGAGAUGACCAUCGGAAUGGCAAAAAACGGGAGGACAGUACAGAUGAAUUGAGUGCCUUUUUGAUUAAGGGUCGCAAAGGAGGAGAUCAUAAACAAUCGUUUAAGCAAAAAGAUUUAGUUAGCAAUCAGCCGGUUGUGGCCACCGAUAGUAAUGAACCGUUUUGGGCGCACAAAUAG